CGCGAUACAACUCCACGCUCUCUCUCCGUUUAGGAACUUGCAUAGUUUCUCUUUUACUCUGAACCCUUCAAACCAUGUCAGAAAAGAGUGACAUUAGUGUAUUAGUACAAGAGUGGCUUCGUCUAGAUGAAAAUGAGGAAACACGAACUGAGAUAACCGCCCUCCUCGAGGCUAAUAACUAUGACGAGUUAAAGAAGCGGCUGGCGACUCGCAUUGAGUUUGGCACCGCUGGUCUCCGUGCGAAAAUGGAGGCAGGCUUCUCCCGAAUGAACGACCUGACUGUAUUACAAACUUCGCAAGGCCUUGCAAAGUAUCUGUUGGAGACGGUGCAUGAUGCAAAAGAGCGCGGCGUCGUCAUUGGGCAUGAUCACCGACACCAUUCAGAGAACUUUGCGCGUCUGACGGCUGCUGCAUUCAUCACGCUUGGUUUCCGAGUGUGGUAUUACCAUGCAUAUAUUCACACCCCAUUAGUGCCUUAUACAGUAAAAAAGAAGAAAGCUGCAGCUGGUAUCAUGAUCACUGCGUCGCAUAAUCCCAAGCAAGACAAUGGUUAUAAAGUUUAUUGGGAAAAUGCGUGUCAGAUCAUCCCACCUCAUGAUAAAGGGAUUGCAGCAACUAUCUUGAACCAUUUGACGCCAUGGACAUGGGACUAUAACUUGAUCGAUACGAGUGAUUUAUGCGCCGAGCCUGAGGAGGUUAUUGAUAACUAUUUUAAAGAUCUCGCUGGGCUAUCUCGUUUCCGAUCGGAUAAUGAGGCAUCAUCUCUCAAAUUCGCAUAUACAGCCAUGCAUGGUGUUGGUACACCUUUUGCCAAGCGCGCUUUUGAAGUUUUUGGUCUGCCACCGUUUUUCACUGUGGACGAACAAAUCAUGCCCGACCCCGAUUUUUCUACUGUUGAAUUCCCUAACCCUGAGGAAGGCAAAGGUUCUUUGAGCUUGGCCAUCCAAACGGCUGAUAGAAGCGGGGCACAUUUAAUUCUUGCAAAUGAUCCAGAUGCUGAUCGACUGGCAAUUGCUGAACGAGUAAACGGCGAGUGGAAACUGUUCACUGGUAAUCAGAUUGGCGCUGUCCUUGGUGCGGCUUGUUUUGAAAAAGCAAAAGCAAGCGGUGUUCCCGUUGAAAAGAUUGCCAUGGUAGCAAGCACAGUAUCCUCAAAAUUCCUGGCACGUAUGGCGGAAGUAGAAGGCUUCCGUUUUGAAGAAGCAUUGACAGGCUUUAAAUGGAUUGGGAACAAAGCAAUUGAUCUCGAAAAGGAAGGAUAUUACGUUGCAUUUGCUUACGAAGAAGCCAUCGGAUUCACUAUUGGUGAUUUGGUCAAGGAUAAGGAUGGUAUCAGCGCUUUGGGCUUUUUCUCAGAAUGGGCUGUCCAACUGCAAAAGCGUGAAUUGACCAUCAAUCAGUAUUUGGAGACGCUCUAUGCAAAAUACGGCUACUUUGUGUCGGAAAAUUCGUAUUUUAUCUGCGACGAUAAGCAAGUCAUAAAGACGAUUUUCGAAAGGAUACGGUAUGGUUAUAAAGAGACUCAAGAGAACAUGAAGUCUGGUAAAUAUGAGUAUCCGAGAGAUAUUGCUGGAUACCGCGUCGUUGGUGUACGCGACCUCACUGUUGGAUACGAUUCCAACACUCCUAGUAAUAAGCCUACAUUGCCAGUGUCAGCCUCUUCAGAGAUGAUCACCUUUAAACUGGAGAAUAACGCAAUUUUCACCAUCAGAACAAGUGGUACCGAGCCCAAGGUCAAAUACUACUCAGAAUUACGCGGCGACUCGGAGGAACAAGCAAGGAAAGAUUUGAGCAAAGUAGUUCAGGCCAUUGGAGACGAGCUUGUGGAAUACCAGCAAUACAAUCUGUUGUGGCGUCGUUAACAUCUAGAAACAUGGUUUUUGUCUAAAUAAAUUACAAUAGCUUUAUAGUAAUA
Zychaea mexicana is the source of this 1915-nucleotide messenger RNA. RefSeq lists its product as uncharacterized. The transcript is spliced from 13 exons. Gene Ontology annotation, biological process: carbohydrate metabolic process; purine ribonucleoside salvage. Lineage: Eukaryota; Fungi; Mucoromycota; Mucoromycetes; Mucorales; Lichtheimiaceae. Bases 75 to 1862 code for a protein of 595 amino acids. The record is from RefSeq and is a predicted model, not a curated record. Gene Ontology annotation, molecular function: magnesium ion binding; phosphopentomutase activity.